Messenger RNA from Mugil cephalus (flathead mullet), 3892 nucleotides. Its product is annotated as secretory carrier-associated membrane protein 1-like. Bases 368 to 1327 code for a protein of 319 amino acids. The transcript has 9 exons. NCBI's taxonomy places the organism in Eukaryota, Metazoa, Chordata, Actinopteri, Mugiliformes, Mugilidae. Gene Ontology annotation, biological process: protein transport. The record is from RefSeq and is a predicted model, not a curated record. Gene Ontology annotation, cellular component: trans-Golgi network membrane; recycling endosome membrane.
AAAUGGGAAACGUUUGGAUCAUGGAUUUCAGCUAGUUUCAAGUAUCAUCUGCUGAUGAUACAUUUCUAUUUUAUGUUGUUUUGUUUUGUUUUUCCUCGGUCGCUGCAGAUUUCAAGAAACUUUGGUGUAUAUUUUUUUGUUUGGCCCGAGCGCCGGGGGCCGCCAUUAAAAUUUAAACCGUGCAAAACUCUGAAAUAUUAAUGACCCCGGUCUGGUGACAAGUCGUGUGGCAGCGAAAAGGAAGAGACGCUCCUAGAAAUUUAAGAGUCAGGGAGACGAGCGAGAGGACGGCAGCGAGACCCGUGUCAGGGAAUACGCAGAUUGGAUGAUCAUUUGAAUGAAACCGGUGCGAGACUGACGGCAGCUGAUGGAUCCAUCAGUGACUCAAGUGAGGCAGACUGUUGCUCCCGGGUUAGAGGAGUACAAUCCCUUCACAGAUGGCAAACAAACGCCAGCGGCGAUGGCGCCCAAGGCUGCAGGCCCGACCGUCGGCACGCAACCGGCCAUCAUGAAGCCCACGGAGGAGCCUCCCUCCUACUCUCAGCUUCAGGCGCAGGAGCAGUCGAGGGCGGCCGCCGAGCUGCUGAAGAGGCAGGAGGAGCUGGAGAGGAAGGCGGCCGAGCUGGACCGCAGGGAGAGGGAGAUGCAGUCCAUCAGUGCCUCAGGAGGCAGGAAAAACAACUGGCCCCCCCUCCCAGAGAAGUUCCCCGUGGGUCCAUGUUUCUACCACGACAUCACUGUGGAUAUUCCUGUGGAGUUUCAGAAGACGGUUAAAAUCAUGUACUACCUCUGGAUGUUCCACACGGGGACGCUGCUGGCCAACGUGAUCGGCUGCCUGUCCUGGUUCAUCGUGGACGGGUCGCGCGGGGUCGACUUCGGCCUGUCCAUCAUCUGGUUCAUCCUCUUCACGCCGUGUUCCUUCGUCUGUUGGUACAGGCCUCUUUACGGGGCGUUCAGAAGCGACAGCUCGUUCCGAUUCUUCGUCUUCUUCUUCGUGUACAUCUGUCAGUUCGGCAUCUACGUCCUCCAGUGCAUCGGCAUCAGUGGUUGGGGCGCCAGCGGGUGGAUCUCGGCUUUGACCGGUCUGAACAGGAGCAUCCCUGUGGGCAUCAUGAUGAUCCUCAUCGCUGCUCUCUUCACCUCUCUGGCGGCCAUGUCCCUCAUCAUGUUCAAAAAGGUCCACGCCAUGUACCGCACCACGGACGCCAGCUUCGAGAAGGCCCAGCAGGAGUUCGCCACGGGCGUCAUGACCAACAAGACGGUGCAGACGGCCGCCGCCACCGCCGCCACCAGGGCCGCACAGGAAAGCUUCAAGGAGCAGAUCUGAGGCGUCUCCUCUCUCCGUCCGGCCGCUUCCCCCCCCCUUCGUCUGCAUCCAGCUUCCACUUUACCCCCCGUUUGAACACACGGACGGACGGUCGGUCGGUUCUCCAGCCUUCUGACAAUACUGAGAUGAUUCUGGCGGGAGCUCUUUAGUGGACCAGACGGGGAAACGUUCUUCUUUCUCUACCUGCCCCAGCAACGUUAACACUCUCUGGGACUCUCUCCUCCUACGCUGCACUCUUUACAACUCAACCAGCUGUUGUUCUACUUCGUUUUUCCGCCUCUGUGUGGGUUUGUGUGCAUGUGUGGCCAUGUACAUGAAUGUUUGUGUGCCUUUUUUUUUUUUUUUUAAAUCCUCCGUCUGUCCUCUGCAGACAGAUAAUGUAGCUGAAGCUUCUUCCCUCUAAACUUCUCUUGGGCAUUUCUCUCCAAAAACAAAAAAAAAAAAAUGUGCAGCAACACUGUCUCCUCCUGUGAGUUCGAGCCUUCCUUUCAUCACUACUUCCUUCCUUUUAUUAUUAUUAGUAGUAUUAUAUUUAUUUUUGACCAUAUGGAAAUAAUCCCAACAGUUAAAGCUCACGUAGCUUCAUAGAGUUGACACUGCUGACCCCUGGUGGAGGGAUGUUGUAUCGCUGUCGAUGAAUGCCGUGCAUUCCAGUUCGCUGCUUUGCCUUCUUCUGUUUCUGCUUUGCUUCCUGCACAGUUGGAUUUAAAAAAAAAAAAGUGAAGUCUUAACCCCUUUUGAAAAGAGAUGCUUCACACAAAAUAGAUACUUGUUCAUGUAUCAAAACGAUUGGAGGUUGAAUCGCUCCUAAUAAUUUCAAUUCAGAAUAACUAAAUAUUGAAUCUACAAAGUAUUUAUUUGGUGAAACACCUCGACAGCUUUUGUGAAUCUGUACAGAUGUUCAUGAUACAUCCUGCUGAGUUUGGGUAAAGCUGAUAUUUAAUUCAGCUUUUACUCGUGAUACCGUUAACGUAAACGAUGAGGUUUGAACUAACGCAAGAUUGUAGAAAAUUAAAUCAACCCCUGGUUUUACAAAAACACACAUAUAUAUAUAUGCAUGUUGUGGUGAAAUGUCUCAACAACUAUUGGGCAGAUUGCCAUGAAAUUUGGUGCAAACAUUGAUCAGGAUUAAGUGUUAUCGGUUUAACCUUUACAUGUAGCACAUUAACAUGCUAGCAUGCAAACGGGCCUGCUAAUCAUUAGCAUGUUAGCACUGUUAUUAGAAUUUAACUUAGUUGUUAAAAAUAAAUAAGUGCUUUAUCAAUUGUUGAGAUAUUUUCUAAUGAAUCUCCUGUCGAUUGACGAAUCAAUCAGCCUUUAGCCCCUGUUUUGCAGCAUAGUGAGCAAUGAUUGAAUUUCAGUGUAAAAAAAAAACUCAAAGCAUCAUCUCCUCCCUUCCAGCGUUUGCUACUAAAAAAAAAAAAAAUCUCCUAUAAAUCAUUUGCCUCGGCUGAUCUACAUAUCCAUCAUGAGAAAAAGUUGCACUUUAAAUGCGGUCGUCACGUUUCAGUCCUCUCGCCUUCAUGCUCAUAUCUUUUCUACGUGCUCUCAGUUUUCACAUGAAGCCUAAACCUGUCCUCAAAAACAAAAACAACAAAAAAAAAGAAAGCGAGAGAACCCCGACGCUAACCGUUCUCUGCACGUAGAGCUGCACGUUCAUUCAGCUCUUCUGACUCCUCUCCAGCUCUUUCUCUUGGAGAUUUACCUCAGCUUUUUACUCAGGAUUACUCUUCACAUGCAUGACGAGGUUUGAACUAACAUGAGAUUGUGGGAAAAUUCAACUGGGCCCUGAUUUAAAAAAAAAGAAAAAAAAAAAAGACAACCUGCAUUGUAAAUCUGCAUAAGUAGCGGCCAGUAAAUGCAAUCAGAUCGGUUUAGAUGAUCAGACUUAACAUCGUUUAAAGGUUUCCUUUGCAUUUCUCCUGCUUUGAAUGUGUCUUUUUCUACAGCGGCUUUCGUCUAUUUGAAUGUGUCCGAUCACUCUGUCGGUCGAGUCUCGUGCUAAAGCCAGUUUGGGUGUAAGUGUUUGGGUGUAAAUGGGGGGAAGUCUGGCUGUAGCUCUAGGAUCCUUCUUUCACUCUUAUUUUUUUCACACUGGUUUUAUUUGAAUGAGUGCAUGUGUAUAUAUCUAAUGUACAAAGCAACAUGAGAUUACUCCUGGAGAACGGUUUCGGGGCUUUCCUUUUUAUUUUAUUUUUAUUUUAUUUUUUUUUUUGCUGUUUUGUUUCAAAAUAAAAGCACGAGAACGGCGUUAGACUGCAAUGCAAUGUGAAUGGUGUGGCGUACAGUUGGAGCUGCGCUUUGUAAUCAACACGUGGUAGAAACGCACUGAAAAUAAAGUUCAGACGCAUCUCUGGUAACAUCAUUUUGUUUUAAAAAACGAAAAAAAAAAAGAUCAUUGAGACAAAUAAACGAAGGGAUGUUUGUAUAUUUUGUACGAUUUGCAGAUGGGUGGCUGUUUGCUCUGGUGUAAUUUUAAGAUGCACUCUGUCGCAUGAUGAAUAGUUUUGAGUUUUGUAUAUUUAUUGUAUUAACACUGAAUAAAAUUAUUCUGUAUGUGCUUCA